AGUGUAACUGCAGCUUCCUGUCUCGCCGCGCGCUGCAGCGCGAACAGCUCAGGUCCGCGAGCUCUAACAUCAGUCGCAGCCGUCGGCCUCACUGCGGCGGCGCGGUGAGCUCCUCCGUUAACUCGCAGAUUUCGUUCGUCCGCCGCUCCCGUUAACGCUUUUCCCGGUUGUUUGUAAGCUCCGCCCCGCUCGGUGUGACCGGAGAAUCGUCCUGGAAAGGGGGAAUAACGAAGGUGUGAAAUGCCCUCCGCCGCUUCGCGCUGACCGCCGCGGACGAGGUGAAAACUAGGAUGGUCCAUUGACAAAUUUGAGACGCAAGCGUCCUUUCUCUCCUGUUUUCGGACUAUUUUCCGGGAGAAUUCAUGUCAUGCCGUGUCGCAGCGGCCGUCUGACGGCAGGUGGAUGGCCAACCUGACGGGCUCAGCCGUCGCGUCCCCUCCCCUCUCAGCCGCAGCUGGCGCAGCAGCCGCUCCGGCUUCACUCGGAGCCGCGAGAGCCCCGACAAAACCGGUGAGAACCAAAUAAAAGCCGAGCCAUGCUUCCCGGAGUCGGCGUGUUCGGCACCAGCCUGACCGCCAGGGUGAUCGUCCCGCUGCUGAAGAACGAGGGCUUUGCCGUCAAGGCGCUGUGGGGCCGGACGCAGGAGGAGGCGGAGGAGCUGGCCAAGGAGAUGAACGUGCCCUACUACACCAACCGGAUCGACGACGUGCUGCUGCAUCAGGACGUGGACCUGGUCUGCAUCAACCUGCCGCCGCCGCUGACUCGGCAGAUCGCCCUCAAGACAUUAGGAAUUGGAAAGAAUGUCAUCUGCGACAGGACCGCCACACCCUUGGACGCCUUCCAGAUGAUGUCAGCAGCCCAGUACUACCCCAAGCUGCUGAGCAUUAUGGGAAAUGUGCUGAGGUUCUUGCCAGCUUUUGUUCGAAUGAAGGAGCUGCUGGAGGAAGGGUACAUUGGAGAACUUCUUGUCUGCGAGGCCCAGGUGCACAGCGGCAGUCUCCUGGGUAAGAAAUACAACUGGAGCUGUGAUGAUCUGAUGGGAGGCGGGGGCCUGCACUCGGUCGGCAGCUACAUCAUCGACCUGCUCUCCUUCCUGACUGGCCAGCGCGCAACCAAAGUCCACGGCUUCCUCAAAACCUUCGUCAAGCAGACCGACCACAUCCGAGGCAUCCGCCAGAUCACCAGCGACGACUUCUGCACGUUCCAGAUGGUACUGGAAGGAAGCGCCUGCUGCACCGUCACGCUCAACUUCAACGUCCCCGGAGAGUUCCGGCAGGAAGUCAGCUUGGUGGGGACCGUCGGGAGGCUGAUGGUCACCGGCACAGACCUGUACGGACAGAAGAACAGCGGUGGCGGCCCCGAACUGCUGCUUAAAGACGCCACGUCUCUGGAGAAGGCGUCGUUGCCUGAAAAGGCCUUUAGCGACAUUCCAUCGCCGUACCUCAUAGGGACAAUCCGCAUGAUCCAGGCCGUGCGGCAGGCCUUCCAGGACCAGGACGACCGGCGGACCUGGGACGUGAGGCCUCUGACCAUGGCGGCCACGUUUGAGGACUGUCUGUACGCUCUGUGCGUGGUGGACACAAUCAAGAAGUCCAACCAGUGCGGAGAGUGGCAGAACAUUGUGGUGAUGACUGAGGAGCCCGAGGUCAGCCAGGCCUACCUGAUCAGCGAGGCCAUGAGGCGGAGUCGCGUGUCGCUCUACUGUUGACGCAGGGCAGGAGGGAGGCAGUCGUUGGAGGUCUUUCACAAAGCUACUGGAGUCAAACUCAUUACCGCUCUGCUUUUAUACUCUGAAGUCUGUGCUGUUGCUGUUACAGAGGGUUUACACCACCUCAGAGCUGUAGGUCCCGCGCUCCACCCACCUCUGAUAUCGUUAUUUUAAACUUGAAUUUCUAGAGAAGCCUCGUUUUUGUUUUUUAAAGACGUCUUUAAAAAGUUCACCAAACAGAUGAGCCGACUGUGGAAACAAAGCCGUCAGUACGUUUACAUGGAGAAUGCUGAGUCAUUGUUUAUUGGACUAAAACUAAACAUUAGCUGACAUGGUCCAACUUUCAGGUAGAUCUUUUUCAAUUCUCCAUAUGGAUUCAUCCUAAACAAUAAUAAUCAAUGAAAGGGUGAUGAGUAAGGUAACGCCCCUUCCACGCUCCUGGAGACGUAUUUUCUGCAUCUUAACCUCCUCCUACUCACUGAUCAACCGGGUGUCCCGCCUCCUCCCGGGCCAGGACCCGGACACAUAAACGCCUUGCACUGUGGGUCCGAACAGGACAGCCGAGGAAGAACGACGGUCUUUUCAAACGUGCCGCUCUCGUGUCGCUGAAGUGUUGCUACUUUUUACCUGGUGAAUGUUUCAAACCCCGCUUUAGUCUGCCUCCGUUUGCUCUGUAUUCUCCUUCAAGUGUGUAUGAAACAAGAAAAAAAAAAAGAAUCAAUACUUUGGCUUGUGGGUUUCUUAGAGUUCAUUAAUGAUUCAGAACCCGGAGGCAGCCGGAGAUACAGGCCUUAUCAAACACUUCCAGUAUGCUGUACGCAUCAGUCCUUCACAAGUAUUGAUCGGUUAUUACUAAAUCAUCCCGAAUGAUUUAGUCAAGUCCAUUUCAACUUUGACUACAACUACUCAAACUAUGACAUUCAGUUCUGUUCAAUACUGGAGUGAUCAGUAUUUUAAAAACUUGUGCCACAUUUAAUGUUAUUUAAAAGCUGUAAGUAUUUGUCAAACUUCACUCCCUCAUGGGCACCAGUAUUCUCCAUCUAUGAGAUAACACACCUGAAAGUGGCUUCACCUGCUCAAAGGAGAAGUAUUUUGGUUUUGAGCUUGGUUUUGAUUGCUCAAAUCUGAAUAAUAUCUUUUGAAAUGUUUAAGAGAAAAGGCUUGUUUAGUAAAUGAAUAUACUUUCUUGGUAGAAUGUAGUUUAAUUAACUUAAACUGGACAUGACCUAGUAAAAAAAUAUUGAAUUGUUUCCUCAAAUUAGCCUUUCCUGCACACAGUUCAACAUUCUGUGUGCACAAAUUAGCAUUCUGUGUGCACAAGAUAACAUUUCCUGCAAACAACUUAGCACUCUUUGUGCACACAUUGGCAUUUUGUGUGUAAAAGUUAACUUUUUGUGUGCACAAAUUAGUAUUUUGUGCACACAAAAUAUCAACUUGUGCGCACACUGCUAAUAAAAUACUAAUUUGUGGCCACUAAAUACUAUUUUGUGCUCACAAAAUGCUAACUUGUGCACAUAAGAUGCUAUUCUAGGGAACAAUAAUUGAUUUGUAAUGUCAUGUCCAGAGCUCCGUAUAAACAAUAAAAGAAAUGCCCAAACAUGGACUAAAAUAUUGUUAAAUUUUAUGUUUAUUAAAUUAUUUUUUUAAAAUUGAAGCAAAUAUUGUUAACAAGCCGAGUAAACGCACAGAAAGCAUGUUAGCGAUAAUAACUGGAUAUAAAAAAUUAACAUAAAGCUAAAGCUACUCGUUUUUAAAAAAAAUGUAAUAAAAAAGGUUUAAUUUCAUGCCUGAUUUGGUCAAGUGACUCAGCAGUUUCAAUGUGCUAAAGCUAACAUGCUGCUGAUAGUUUGUGAUCGUGGGAGUUCCAGAGUCGAAAGUAAUUCAAAAAUUAUAUUAUUAAGAGACAUUUUAUUAGUUUAUAGUUUAAAGAAAAACGUUUUAAAUAUUUAAAAACUGUCAAAAAUGAUCACAGCAUUAAUGUGACUUGUUGUGCUACAUGCUAACUAGGCUCUAAAAACGAGUUUACAAACUAUUUGUUACCAAAAGACAUCAUUUUUUCUGGGUAAAGCUGAUCUGUGAUGAAGCUGCAGCCUGUUUGUGUGACACUGAAGGACAUCAUCUUGAAAACCACAACAAAAAAAUAAUCACAACGUGAAUAACGAGAGUAAAUUACAGUUUAUCUGCAGAUGUGGAGAAGAAACUACAAGCCAAAAUAUAGAUUUUUUUUUGCAUCUUUCUUCCCUGUGCAAACUCUUAACCUGUGAAAUGCUGUCAAUGUAAGAACUACUGAAGAUGUACAGUGGAGCCUUCAGACUGAAGACUCUCCAGUACGGUGUGUGUUUAACUUGUCCAACCUGAGGCUGUGUUUUCCAUGAGUGUUGAGAUAUUUAUUGUGUGAUGUUGAAGUUUUGUGGUCUGACCCUGCAGUGUUUUUUUUUAAUUAUUUUGUGAGAACAGACCGAGGCCUUUUGGAGCGCUCAGCUGCUCAGCUCUGCCUGCUGACCAAAACAAUCUCCGUCUUGUGAAAAGCUUUAUGUUUGCUCUGUCAGAACCCAACGUCAAAUACAGAGCUGCAACCCCCUCGGAUCAAA
This is a messenger RNA of Oryzias melastigma (Indian medaka), 4299 nucleotides long. It is a transcript of the gene gfod1, whose product is annotated as glucose-fructose oxidoreductase domain-containing protein 1. The record is from RefSeq and is a predicted model, not a curated record. Bases 536 to 1708 code for a protein of 390 amino acids. The transcript has 3 exons. Gene Ontology annotation, molecular function: nucleotide binding. Lineage: Eukaryota; Metazoa; Chordata; Actinopteri; Beloniformes; Adrianichthyidae.